CAGGGUCGUGACGAACCAUCCCAACCUCUGCAUUUUUGUCGCAUCCUGCUCAACACCAGAGGGCCCUGUCCCGCGUGGCAGGGCCCAUGGUGGCAGACAGGCCGAAUAAAACCAGGCCACGUCCCUCUGACGCACAUGGAGACUUGACCAGUCCUCGUGUCUCUCACCUGCUGCAAGUGAACCACCGUUCCGCGCUCCGUGAUCGAUCGCCAGCUCUACAUCUCCCGUCCCCAAGAGGUUCCACGAUGCGAUCCCCCAGCGUGCCGGCCUCUCUGUGGUUGGCCACCGCGCUGCUCUUUCACAAUGCCGGUGCCCUACCAGUUGCUGGCUUGCGAACGCUAGAGACGACGGCGACGAUCACCACCACAACACCGACGGCUCCCCUCGUAGCUCGCGCGACGUGGUCUGUAGUGCCCAUCAACGGCGGCGGCAGCGGCAAUGGUGGGAGUGGUGGCAGCGGUGGAGGCAACGGCAACGGCAGCGGCUCCGGGAAUGGCACUGGCAGCGGAGGCGGAGGCGGCGAUAAUGGUGGAAGCGACGGCGGCAACGGCGGAGGCGAAGGAGACGUCGACACGACGACCGUCUUCCAGACCGUCACAGCAGCGCCGACACCAAUUACCACCACCACUGUCGUCGAGCAGCCUAGCACCAACACCGUCACACAUGUUGUGCCCACCACAAUCUCCAUCAUUGGCAUCCAGCCCACAACCACACUCCUCGUGACAACAACCGUAGAGGACAAUGACGGCAACACCGUCGUGCCCCAGCCGACAGCCAUCCUCACAACAACAACGACAAACAGCAUCCUCGUCCCCGUCCCGGAACCAACAUUCGUGACAACCAUAACCACGACCGACGCCAAUGGCGCCACAGUCCUCCUGCCCACGACCGUGGUCCUCGUCUCUGCCACCACAGUCACAGAAACAACGGCACCCUCCUCCAACCCGACUGUGGUAAUCCCAGCUCCUGGACCACCGAUCACUACGACCACGACAGCAUCGGCCACAACGACCGCGCUGUCCACCGUCUCCACACAGACAUCCUCAUCGUCGUCUUCCUCCUCAUCUUCAUUGUCUUCUACGAGCAGCAGCAGCAGCACAAGUAUUUUCACCACAACAACUUCUCCCCCAGCGGUAGCAGCCACAAUGACAACGACGACCUAUGACAACGGGCUGUGGCACACCACAUACCCGCCGUGGAACGGGACCCUAGCAUACCGGUUCCGGUCCUAAACGAGAAUGACUUUCAUCCACUUCACUUUUUUUUCGCCAGUGCGGCAUGUAGCCGGCGACGCAAACGACGAGAUAAAGAACACGCGCGGCAGAAUGUCAUGAAAUGACGAGGUGUAUAUACAAGGAGGGACUUGGGGUAUUGUAAUCUCGCUUUUCAGCGAAACACGUCUUUCCUCAAUGAGAGGCAGAAGAAGAAUUUUGGUCAUGGUUUUUCAUUUCUGGGUAAUAGACAACGGAAAGAAAGCAUAGCGACGGCAAAGGCGUUUCACCGGGCGCAUUCCUCGUCUCUUCCACUGGGGUUUUCACACACCCGGGGACGAAAGAUGGUGUCUUCUUUGGUUUUGAUUUAUAUAAUUUGGCCGGAAAUAGGGAGGGAAAUGGGGAAUUCUUGCUGGACAAUGGGUACACGUUACAUUAAUGGAUAAACACAUCAAUCAUGAUUAUGCAUCAGUACCUUAAG
Molecule: messenger RNA, 1692 nt
Organism: Microdochium trichocladiopsis
Lineage: Eukaryota; Fungi; Ascomycota; Sordariomycetes; Xylariales; Microdochiaceae
Exons: 1
Coding region: 87-1232 (381 amino acids)
Source: RefSeq, a predicted model, not a curated record